Molecule: messenger RNA, 1905 nt
Organism: Lotus japonicus
Lineage: Eukaryota; Viridiplantae; Streptophyta; Magnoliopsida; Fabales; Fabaceae
Product: SWI/SNF complex subunit SWI3A
Exons: 7
Coding region: 104-1801 (565 amino acids)
Molecular function (GO): protein binding
Source: RefSeq, a predicted model, not a curated record
CGCACCACCGGCGAUCCAUGGAAGUCAAAUACGUGGUGGUGGUUUAUGUUAUAGAGUUAUAAUUAGUUCGCAGCACACUUCCACCACCACCACCGGCGGAUCCAUGGAAGUCCUGAAAGACCCGAAUUCAAACCCGGGUCGGACCGACGAUUCCGAAUCUGAGCUCGAACUCUACACUAUUCCAAGCUCUUCCAAAUGGUUCGCGUGGGACGAGAUUCACGAAACGGAGAGAACAGCGUUGAAGGAGUUCUUCGAUGGAACCUCGAUUUCAAGAACGCCCAAGGUAUACAAAGAGUACAGGGAUUUCGUGAUCAACAAGUACAGGGAAGAUCCUUCAAGGAAGCUCACGUUUACCGAGGUGCGGAAAUCGCUGGUGGGCGAUGUCACGCUCCUCCGCAAGGUUUUCCUCUUCUUGGAGAGCUGCGGUUUGAUCAACUACGGCGUUGGGGAGGCGGAGAAGGAGGAGGAGAGGGAGGAUGAGGAGGAGGGGGAGGGGGAGAGGUGUAAGGUUAGGGUUGAGGAAGGAGCGCCUAAUGGGAUCCGUGUGGUGGCUACGCCGAAUUCGUUGAAGCCUCUUUCGGCGCCUCGCAAUGCGAAGAGUGGUGGUGGUGGUGGUGGUAGUGUGAGUGGUGGUGCUGGGGUUAAGUUGCCGCCGCUGGCGUCGUUCGCGGAUGUUUAUGGCGAUUUAAUGAGUGCUAAGGAGUUGAAUUGUGGGAUUUGCGGUGAUAAGUGUGGUUUUGAACAUUACAGAAGCACCAAGGACAAUUUCACUAUUUGUAUGAAAUGUUUCAAAAAUGGGAAUUAUGGGGAGAAAAGGUCUGUGGAGGAUUUCAUAUUAAACGAGUCAAACGAAAAUAGUGUCAAACAGAGCACUGUCUGGACUGAGGGAGAAACUCUUCUCCUUUUAGAAUCUGUUUUGAAGCAUGGAGAUGACUGGGAACUCGUUGCUCAAAGUGUUCAAACCAAGACUAAACUUGAUUGUAUUUCAAAACUCAUUGAGCUGCCUUUUGGGGAGCUCAUGUUAGGCUCUGCUCACAGAAAUGACAACAUUAAUAUUGCUAAUGGCAUUGUCAAUAAUGCAAUACAAGUUCAGUCAUCUUCUUCUGAUCAUCAAGAAACCUCAAAGACACAGAAUCAAACUCCUGAGCUUACAAGUGAAAAAGAGCCGAACGGAGAUGCUGUGAAUGAAAGUCCCUCAAAAAGACAGCGUGUUGCUGCCCUUUCCGAGUCCAGCAGUUCACUAAUGAAGCAGGUGGGUUUGAUUUCUACUUCGGUUGACCCUCACAUCACAGCUGCUGCCGCUGAUGCUGCUAUUACAGCACUCUGUGAUGAAAACUUGUGUCCAAGGGAGAUAUUUGAUGUUGAAGAGGACUAUGCUUCCAGUGCAAACUCUCUAAUUAGUGAUUCAGAAAGAGCCCAUGAGGUUGAAGGUUUAGAGAUGGAUAGGUCCACUCAGGCAGAAAAAGAUGACAGAGGCCCAAAGGAUGACAUACCAUUGCCCCUGCGCUUAAGAGCUGGCAUUGCAACUGCUCUUGGAGCUGCUGCUGCUAGAGCUAAGUUAAUGGCGGACCAGGAAGACAGAGAGAUUGAACAUUUAGUGGCAACUAUAAUUGAAGCACAGAUUGGUAAAUUGCAACACAAGGUUAAACAUUUUGACGAGCUGGAGUUGUUGAUGAAAAAGGAACAUGCUGAAAUAGAAGAGCUAAAAGAUUCUAUCUUGACUGAGCGGAUUGAUGUGCUGCAGAAGACAUUUAGAUCUGGAAUCACUAGAUGGAAGGAUUAUUCUUACGUAAAAUCUUAGACUGGUUUGUAAUUUUUUAUGCAUUUGUAUAGUCUUAGUGCUCUAUGGCGCGUGAUUGGAGCAUCAUUUUUUAAUUUUCUAAAAGCACUCCAGUAAUCAGCUCA